Messenger RNA from Ixodes scapularis (black-legged tick), 1697 nucleotides. Its product is annotated as steroid 17-alpha-hydroxylase/17,20 lyase. The transcript has 10 exons. NCBI's taxonomy places the organism in Eukaryota, Metazoa, Arthropoda, Arachnida, Ixodida, Ixodidae. Bases 140 to 1657 code for a protein of 505 amino acids. The record is from RefSeq and is a predicted model, not a curated record. Gene Ontology annotation, molecular function: steroid 17-alpha-monooxygenase activity; iron ion binding; heme binding. Gene Ontology annotation, biological process: hormone biosynthetic process; progesterone metabolic process.
GACGCCGGCUCGCCCCGUCGUUAGCAGCCCUCGUGCGCCUUCUCUCAGCGGGACAGCGACAGGAUAUUGCGACAGCGGAGCCUUCAGUCGACACGUGGAGCGGAGCGACGCCUACGUCGCUUCGACACGGAGCACUACCAUGAUCUCGCUAUCGGACAAAGUUCUGCUCUUUUGGGACUGGAGGUGGUUGACGACUGCCAUUGUGUUUUUGCUCUCGUGUCACGUGUUCCGCUUCUAUCGGAAAGUAUCGAAGUACCCCAAAGGACCAGUCCCGCUGCCCUUCGUGGGAAAUCUGUUGAGCUUACGCAAUGAGACGAAGCUCUACAAGAAGGCCCAAGAGUGGUCCAGACAAUACGGAGACCCUUUCACGCUGUGGAUGGGAGAGAAGCCCACGGUGAUAUUGAACUCGUACCAGGUGCUGAGAGAGGCCUUCGUCGACAAGAGACACGAAUUCGCCGGACGCUUUCCGAUAAAGCUGGGUGCGCUCCAGACGCAGGGAAACCACGACAUUCUGUUCGAGGAUUACAACCCCACGUGGAAAGCCCUGAGGAAAGUUGCGCUGACGGCUGUCAGGAAAUACGCCAUCAGCGAGUCCCUGGAGACCCUGUGCACGGAAGUGGUGGAUGCCUACGUGGAUUCUCUGGAGAAGGGACCAAAUACAGUCGACUCCAAAUAUCCAUUCAUGUUCAUUCUAUUCAACAUCGUCGGCACGUCUGUCUUUGGAACAAAGUUUGAUAAGGACAGUCAUGAGCUGACACGGAUGAGGCAGAUUAACCGAGUCUUCACCGAGGUGGCGCCUAAUGGCCUGCCCAGCGACAUUGUUCCCUGGCUCGGCAUCUUAUACCGCAAAACCGAGAAGAAGAUGGAGGCCCUCUUCACCGAGUUAUUCGAGAUACUCGACGGUCUUUACAAAAGGGCUGCAGGCUCCUAUGUACCAGGAACCACAGGAAACUUCACGCACUCAAUGUUGGCGGCACGAGAAGAGGCGCUCCAGCAAGAAAAGAGUGACGCUCAGUACCUCACCGAAGCCAACAUGGUCCAGAUACUUAUAGACAUUUUUGGAGGUGCGACUGAAAGCUCUAUUGGCACUAUGCGCUGGUUAUGCUUGACGCUGGCUCGAAGGACGGAUAUCCAAACAAAGAUUCAACAGGAAAUCGAAGACAACAUCGGAUCAUCUCCUCCGACAUUGAAAGACAGAGAAAGACUUCCGUACACAGUGGCCUGCAUCCACGAGACUCUCCGCGUUUACCCCGUUGGUCCGUUGGGAUUUCCACACAAUACGUGUUGUGACACGCAGGCUGGUGGCAAGUUUAUCCCCAAGGACACUGGCGUCCUCUACAACAUCCACGCAGUGAAUCACGACCCCGCUCUCUGGAAAGACCCGGAGGUCUUCCGACCUGAACGCUUCCUAGAUCCUGUAACGGGCAAGCUAAACCUAGAAGGACAGCCUCAACUCCUCUCGUUUGGUCUGGGCCCCAGGACGUGUCCCGGGGAGAAGUUGGGCCAGAUGGACAUCUUUUACGUUCUUGUGCGGCUCUUGCAGCGCGUGAGCUUCGGUGUGCCUGACGGAGCCUCGUGCACCGACAUAAAGCAACUUGCGUCCAGUGUGUUUCUGAUGCCAGCGGUCCAGGAGACCGUCCUUACACGGAUGUACUGACUAAUGCAACAAUGAACCAAUAUUGAAGCUAUUUCACAAA